UAAGGUUCGUCAAAUCCUCUUUUACUCCCUUCCUAAACUCUCCACUCUUACAGUCCUAUCUCUUAACUCUUUCACUAGCCUCACCUUAUCUCAUUCUCUCCUCCAAUCUCCAACAAUGGCAUCAACAACCAUGGCUACCCUCAAUCUCCCAUCUCUCUGUUCUCACCCAACACACUCUUCCUUCCCAAAACACCAACCAACCCUUCAAUUUCCUUUCCGCACAACCACCAAUCUCUCAUUCUCUUCUACUCGUCUCCGCCCAAUUUCCGCAGUCGAAACCCCAGAAAAAAUCGAGCAAUUGGGUACUCAACUUUCAAGCCUUACACUCGAAGAAGCUAGAAUUCUCGUUGAUUGGCUUCAAGACAAGUUAGGAGUAUCGGCAGCAUCAUUCGCACCCGCUGCUGUUGUUGCGGCACCGGGUGCUGGAGGUGCUGAAGCUGCUGCUGCCGUAGAAGAGAAAACCGAAUUUGAUGUAUCAAUUGAUGAAGUUCCAAGUAAUGCCAGAAUUGCAGUUAUCAAAGCUGUUAGGGCUUUGACUAGUUUGGGUCUAAAAGAAGCUAAAGAAUUGAUUGAAGGUUUGCCUAAGAAAUUGAAGGAAGGUGUUUCUAAGGAAGAUGCUGAAGAUGCUAAGAAACAACUUGAAGAAGCUGGUGCUAAGGUUUCCAUUGUUUAAUUUUUGAUUUUAUGGUUUUGAUUUUGGUUUUGUAAUUUGGUAAAUUUUGUUGGGGUUUUGAUUAAAGUAAUGAAUAUAAGGGGGGAGGCUGGGUUUAAUUCUUAAUUGUGUUUUUUAAAGAUAGAAAGAUGGUUGUUUCUGCAUUUCUCAAUUCUGAUUUAUCCUUUGUAGGUAUGACUUUGGUUUUGUUUAUAUAUUCCUUGUCCCAUUCAA
Messenger RNA from Amaranthus tricolor (Joseph's coat), 886 nucleotides. Its product is annotated as 50S ribosomal protein L12, chloroplastic-like. The record is from RefSeq and is a predicted model, not a curated record. Bases 116 to 673 code for a protein of 185 amino acids. Gene Ontology annotation, biological process: translation. The transcript has a single exon. NCBI's taxonomy places the organism in Eukaryota, Viridiplantae, Streptophyta, Magnoliopsida, Caryophyllales, Amaranthaceae. Gene Ontology annotation, cellular component: ribosome. Gene Ontology annotation, molecular function: structural constituent of ribosome.